AUCCAAACAGACUAGAGUCUGUGCUGGGCUGAUUAUCUUUCAAAUAGACAGCUGGUCAUCUCCUCCAUGUUAGUCAUUUCUUUAAUUUUGCACCACGUUCAAUCAAUUUUAGCCAGAUUUAGUAAAAGUUAACUUAAUCAUUUGCUCAAAUGUUUAUUUUUUUAAUGCCCAAAGUGUGUUAGUAUUUAAAACUACACGAGCUCUACCUUGGCAAAUCACGGAGCGUGAGAGUUUGUUUCUGUUCUUUGAUUGGACUACUUAAAUUAUUGCGGGAGUAGCAAGCUUGGCGGCUCGUGACAUUACGCGCUCAGUCUGCGAGCAGAGUGGUGGAGAUGUGUGUACGUUGAGAUAUUCAGCUAUUUUAGCACGCGCAAAAGUUUUGGUAAGCUAACAUUGCAUUUUCUGUUAUCUUUAAAUACAUGAGAGUAUGUUUUCCAGUAAUAGUAUUAAUGGCGUCUGACCGAGCGAUAGGCUAGUUCUAUUUUUUCCAUGCUGUUUUCAAGUAGUGGUUAUUGAAAGGUCAUAGGUGGUUAGUAACCUGAAACAAAUGUGCUGUCGACAGCUACAAUGAUUUCGUGCUCUUUUUGCAACAAAACGCUGAAGACGUUGAGGGGUUAUGUGCUGCAUUGUAGAGUUCACAGGAACGAACCCCAUCAUUUUUUCAAAUGCGUCGGUAGUGAAUGCAGGCGUACAUUUUAUGCUUAUGCGGCCUUUAAAGCCCAUUUCUAUCGGGUUCACAAUGUACCUGCACCCUCUAUUGCUGGUAGCGCCACUUUUACAGACUUAAAAUGUGCUACUACACUCUGUGAGCGCCAAUUUCACACGGUGAAAGAACUUAUAUCCCACUUAAAACAGCAUAUAGUGGAGGGGCGACCUGUGGCAUGUCCAGUAACUGGUUGUAAAAGUAUGUUCUCUGUGAAAUCGUCAUUUACUGCUCAUAUGUCCAGAAAACAUAGAGAAUGCUCUGUUGAAAGCAUAAGCGACAUGUAUAGGGGGACACUUCCUCAGUCUUCUGCUGUAUUUGCAGGUGAAGAUGCUCCCAAGAGCUUAAAUGAGGCAACAACAAAUGAAGGCACUGAACUGCCACAGAAUUUCAGUGAGGCCUUCCUUAGGAAUGUGUGUUUGUUUUACCUAAAACUGCAAGGGCAGCUCCUUCUUCCAGCUUCAACAAUACAGACAAUUGUUGAAGAGAUGCAAAACGUGCAUUUGUUGGGCCAGGAUUAUGCUUUAGCGCACACCUGAAAGCUACAAUUCUGCUGUGGGCGAUCUACAAGCUGAAGGCAGUCAAGAAAACAAAGGGAUAAAGUGCGUCAUUCUUCGUUGAUUCCAGAAAUGACCGACUUUGAACCAACGUUGCUAAGGACUGCAAUCAGUGAGGUCCUGCCUGACCUUCCAGAAGUGACAAAGGAUAUUCUUGAAGAAACCUUACAAUCCAUUGGGGUAGAGACAAAUGAUGAUUUUCAGUUCACUGAAGAAUCUGAUUUGCACUCAGCCUUGAGGCCAGUUCAAGCACGAAAAGCCAUUGCCGCUUGGAAACUGAGAUGUCAUACUCCUGAAAACAGCAGCUCAUCUCUUGGUGCAUCGCCACAACCUCCUGAAUCCUCACAAUCUGUUUCACCUAAAUCACCCUCAACAUCCUCCAGCAGCAGUCAAAGUCUUUGUGUAGACUCGAUGGAUACCUUCUAGAUAUGAUGGAACAAGUUUCCAGAAGAACUGAUGCAAUCACUGGAGAGAGGAAAACGGCCAAGUCCACGCAUGAGAAGGGAGAUGGUCCGGAUUGUGGUUUCUGAGAUGAUGAAAAAAAGCUCUAGGAUAAGUAAAAGGAACUCUACUGAAGUUGCCAAAAAGAUGGUGGCAAAAUAUCCAAAAUCUCUGCAAGACAUAAUAGAGGGAGAUGUGAUUGGUCCAGGGUAUCACUCUCUAGUCAAGCAAUUGGAGUACAGAAUUGACAAUGUGAAGUGAUCUACCACCCCAAAAAUAAGAAAAAGAAAGCAUCAUCCUGAUGAGUCUGACGCUGAGUCUGUCCCUUCAGAACAGAGAGCAGCAAUCCAAGACACUUAUGGAUGCAUUAACUGGGAUGUGAAAUUCCUGCCCCUUGGAGAAACUACAGAGAGCCAGCAACUGAAAAAAGAAAAACUUAAGAUGAUGUUUCAGAAAACUGAUGCAAAUCCUGAAGAAGUCAAAAAUCUAAUGAAACUGACUUUCUACACACAGCGUAAACAAGUCAACCAAGGAAAAACUAUAAAAUACCUCAUGGAAGAAUGGCCAUUUUGGUUUAGAGAACUUGGCAUGGCAGUCCACUUCAAGGAACUCACUGGAAUUGGACUUAAUGAAACUUUGAGACGCAACGUGGAUCUGAAGGGUGAGCGGCUCCUGAACUACAUGAAUACUGUCUGUGAGAACAUGAACAAAAAGCUCCUACAGGCUGUAACCAAGCUUAAAGUGGUGAGGGGGGAGCUGACUGGUUGCUCUGAAGACGUCAAAGACAUGGUGCUACUUCUGCUGUCCUACUUUGAUGAGAAAGAAGAUGCGAUGUUCUGUUAUGUGGAGGACACAUGCCUGGCAGGGGAAGUACAGAUGGACCAGCUUUACUUGACUCCCACAAUUGUGGUGUGUGGACGGUCCUGUUAUUCUUCUAAACGGUUUAUGCUGAGCGUGGACCGAAACAUUGUGCACGACAACAUCACCUCUUUCAUUUCUGCCCUGUGCAUGAUGUUCGGGAGCUAUUAUUGCUUCAGCAUUCAUUACCCAUCACAGCUGGCAUCAACCCUGGAGUUUCUGCAGAGAUGUUUUUUCUCCAUCAAUCCAGAGAAGGGCACUAAAGUGGAGAAGACAAACACAUCCCAUCUUCACGUGAAGCCAAGAGUCCUUACCUUGAUACAGGAACUUUCAGAUUAUGAAUGGCGUGAUGUCUGAACAUGGACUAAACACACUAACAGUUAUUUAAGGGGCCACACUCACAGCAUGAAGGUUUAUUUUAGCCCUUUAUCAGGUCAGUUCUUCAAGCUUAAGAGGCACAGAAAAAUUUCAGACAAUGUUAUUCUGUUCUGUAUGAUUGUUGGUUAUGUAAUUCCUCAUUUGCAUUCCUGUACCUUAAUUUGAAAAAGAUAUAUUUAUAUUAGUACAAUUGUUCUAUUUUGAAAAGGCAAUACAGCAAUUCUUAUUGGCUGU
Oreochromis niloticus (Nile tilapia) is the source of this 3171-nucleotide messenger RNA. RefSeq lists its product as uncharacterized. Bases 2143 to 2916 code for a protein of 257 amino acids. Lineage: Eukaryota; Metazoa; Chordata; Actinopteri; Cichliformes; Cichlidae. The transcript is spliced from 6 exons. The record is from RefSeq and is a predicted model, not a curated record.